Emys orbicularis (European pond turtle) is the source of this 2319-nucleotide messenger RNA. It is a transcript of the gene CPT1B, whose product is annotated as carnitine palmitoyltransferase 1B. The record is from RefSeq and is a predicted model, not a curated record. Gene Ontology annotation, biological process: fatty acid metabolic process; carnitine metabolic process; long-chain fatty acid transport. NCBI's taxonomy places the organism in Eukaryota, Metazoa, Chordata, Testudines, Emydidae. Gene Ontology annotation, cellular component: mitochondrion. Bases 1 to 2319 code for a protein of 772 amino acids. Gene Ontology annotation, molecular function: carnitine O-palmitoyltransferase activity. The transcript has 18 exons.
AUGGCGGAAGCGCACCAGGCCGUGGCCUUCCAGUUCACGGUGACCCCUGAGGGCGUCGAUGUCCAGCUGAGCCGCGAGGCCCUCAAGCAGAUCUACCUGUCUGGGGUCGCCUCGUGGAAGAAACGCUUUGCCCGCAUCAAGAACAGCAUCCUGACAGGCGUGUACCCCGCCACCCCCUCCAGCUGGCUGGUGGUUGUCAUGGCGACGGUGAGCUCCAUGUACUGCCGCAUUGACCUGUCCAUGGGCCUGAUCUGCCACAUCAGGCGGUACCUGCCCAGCUGCCGCUACCUGAGCUUCCAACACCGGACCCUGCUGAGCGCCGCGCUCUUCUCCACGGGGGUCUGGCUCUCGGGUAUCCUGCUCUGCCGGCAGUCUCUCAAGCUGCUGCUCUCCUACCACGGCUGGAUGUUCGAGCCCCACGGCAAGAUGAGCCGGAGCACCAGGGUCUGGGUGGCUCUAGUGAAGGUGAUGUCUGGCCGCAAGCCCAUGCUCUACAGCUUCCAGACCUCUCUGCCCAAGCUGCCAGUUCCCAGCGUGGAGGCCACAAUCCGUAGGUACCUGGAGUCCGUGCACCCCCUGCUGGAGGAGGAGAAGUACCACGAGAUGGAAGUCCUGGCCCAAGCCUUCCAGCAGCACACAGCCCCCAGGCUGCAGAAGUACCUGGUCCUCAAAUCUUGGUGGGCAACCAACUAUGUGAGCGACUGGUGGGAGGAGUACGUCUACCUGCGCGGACGAGGCCCCAUCAUGGUCAACAGCAACUACUACGCCAUGGAUUUCCUGUACGUGACGCCCAGCCCCCUGCAGGCAGCCCGAGCCGGCAACACCGUGCACUCCAUCCUGCUCUAUCGGCGGAAGCUGGACCGCGAGGAGAUCCCCCCGGUGAUGGCGCUCGGCAUCGUGCCAAUGUGCUCCUUCCAGAUGGAGAGAAUGUUCAACACCACCCGCAUCCCCGGGACGGAGUCGGACACCCUGCAGCACCUGUCGGACAGCAAGCACCUGGCCGUCUACCACAAGGGCCGCUUCUACAGGCUGUGGCUGUACCAGGGCGGGAAGCUGCUGAAGCCGCGGGACCUGGAGCUGCAGUUCCAGAGGAUCCUGGACGACCCGUCGCCCCCGCAGCCUGGGGAGGAGAAGCUGGCGGCACUCACUGCUGGAGAAAGGGUCCCGUGGGCCGAGGCCCGGGCCAGGUUCUUCAGCCAAGGGAAGAACAAGGUGUCUCUGGACGCCAUCGAGCGGGCUGCCUUCUUCCUGGCGCUGGACGAGGAGGCGCACGGGUACGAGCGGGGCAGGGAGGAUAGCAUGGACCGCUACGCCAAGUCCCUGCUGCAUGGCCGCUGCUACGACAGGUGGUUCGACAAAUCCUUCACCCUGGUCGUGUAUAAGAACGGCAAAGUGGGCACCAACGCGGAGCACUCGUGGGCCGACGCGCCCAUCAUGGGGCAUCUCUGGGAGUUCAUGCUGGGGACAGACAAAUUCCACCUGGGCUACAGCGAGGGGGGCCAUUGCUGUGGGGAGCCCAGCACAGCCAUGGCCCCUCCCCAGAGGCUGCAGUGGGACUUUCCGGAGGAGUGCAGGAAGGUUAUCGACAGCUCCUACCGCGUGGCCAAGGCACUGGCAGACGACGUGGAUUUCCACUGUUUCCAAUUCUCCAAUUUCGGGAAGGGCCUGAUCAAGCUAUUCAAGAUCAGCCCCGACGCCUUCAUCCAGAUCUCGCUGCAGCUAGCUCACUUCCGGGACAAGGGCAGCUUCUGUCUCACCUACGAGGCGUCCAUGACGCGUCUCUUCCGGGAGGGCAGAACCGAGACGGUGAGAUCCUGCACCAGGGAGUCCACGGCGUUCGUGCGGAGCAUGAUGGACCCGGCCCGGGGCCAGCUGGAGCGUCGACAGCUCUUCCAGGCGGCGGCAGAGAAGCACCAGCACAUGUACCGCCUGGCCAUGACGGGCGCCGGCAUUGACCGACACCUUUUCUGCCUCUAUGUGCUCUCCAGGUACCUGGGGGUGGAGUCGCCCUUCCUGGCGCAGGUGCUGGCUGAGCCCUGGCGUCUCUCCACCAGUCAGACUCCCCAGCAACAGAUCAAAAUGUUUGAUAUGGAGAAGAACCAGGAUCUCGUCUCCUCCGGUGGCGGCUUCGGCCCAGUGGCUGACGACGGAUACGGCGUCUCUUACAUCAUUGCUGGCGAGAACCUGAUCACCUUCCACAUCUCCAGCAAGUUCUCCAGCCCCAAAACGGACUCCAGACGGUUUGGGAGGAACAUCCGCCAGGCCAUGCUGGACAUCGCAGACCUCUUCAACGUUCCUGCCAACAAGGUGGCCAACUGA